Molecule: messenger RNA, 345 nt
Organism: Eutrema salsugineum
Lineage: Eukaryota; Viridiplantae; Streptophyta; Magnoliopsida; Brassicales; Brassicaceae
Product: late embryogenis abundant protein 41-like
Exons: 2
Coding region: 1-186 (61 amino acids)
Biological process (GO): response to stress
Cellular component (GO): mitochondrion
Source: RefSeq, a predicted model, not a curated record
AUGUGUAAGACAGGUUCUACCAGAGUUACGGUGGGGAAGCUCGAACAAAGAGCAAAUCAAGAAGCAGAGUCUGCGUGGGCCCCAGAUCCAGUCACGGGAUACUAUAGACCUUCUAAUCGGACGGAUGAGAUUGAUCCAGCGGAGCUCAGGGAGAUGCUUCUGAAAAACAAAGCCAAGUCUUUCUGAUAACGAUGUUGACUUUUGAUUGGUUGAUUCCACGGUAGGCUGUCGUAGGCGAUUAUUAUGAUUCCGUUUGUUAUGUUUGGCCUUAUAUAUCUGUUUGAGAUUAAAGUUUUUUUGUAACAAUGUUUGAGAUUAAAGUUAAAAAUAAAAGUUUAUAAAUCA